GAAAUUACGAAUAAUUAAAAUUAAAAAAAAAAAAGGAAAAAGAAGGAAGAAAUUAAAGAGCCCGAUCACGGUUUUCGUUCGGCGCCUCAUCUUCCUCAUAAACCCAAAAUUUCAGCUGAACAACUAGGGUUCCUUAUAUUACCAGAAGCAGCCAUGUUCGCAGUGUCCAAUCCGUAGUUAAUUACGAGGUCUCCACCGUCCGAUCAAAAUGGGAUCGUCUUCGUCGACUUUCCCGGUUAUCUGCCUUCUUCACUCCGUCGUCGCAAUCACGAGCGGGACCCUUAUGAUGUUCUAUAUGAAAGAGAUUUACACGAUUGGCCAUGGGAUUGACACCGCCACUAAGUUAAUGGGCUCUACGCCGCACGAUCAGCUCCUGAUUCGGACCUCCGAUUCGUUUUCUGGAUUGCUCCUCUUCGCAAUCGGAUUCCUUCUCUUCAUGGUUUCCUUCGUCAGGGACAGGGAAUUUCAAGGGUUUUUCGCCAAGGGGUGUACGGUGCUUCACGUCUCAAUGGCGAUGUGGAGAUUCUAUUUCGAGCGGAGGGUGGAGGAUCUGGCCUGGGAUUGGCUAAGGCAGAUUGUUGGUGACAUUCUUCUUGCUCUAUCUUGGGUCUUCUUUCUUGUUUAUUCCUGGAGAGAAAAAUAUGAUUAGUUUCCCUAAGUAAAUUGCUGAGUCUUUUCUUUUGAUUCCAAGUUGCAAAUUGCAUUUAUAUUCUCUGGGUUUUGAUAUCUGUUCAGAAUUGGGAAAAGAAGGUACUGAUUCAAACAUUCAUAUGCCAGAAAGGGGGCAAUCCAUCCCACUUUCCCUUGUGUGUGUGUGUGUGUGUGUGUGUUUUCUUUUCAUUCCUUGUUGAUUGAAGAAUGUUUCUCAGCUUUGAAACUACAAUCAUUUUGUAAAUGUUAUGUGAUUAUUAAUAAGCCAACAAAUGAAAUAUAUGUCAUACAUGUUGCUUUGUUGUUGAA
This is a messenger RNA of Benincasa hispida (wax gourd), 960 nucleotides long. RefSeq lists its product as uncharacterized. The record is from RefSeq and is a predicted model, not a curated record. Lineage: Eukaryota; Viridiplantae; Streptophyta; Magnoliopsida; Cucurbitales; Cucurbitaceae.